AUGGUUGUCUCUAGCAUUCACGAGCAGAUGAUGAAGAAUGCUCAAGACAAGGAGUUCAAAGCACGAUCUAGAAGGCUAGCAAGAACCAGCGAGGAGAUGCACGAGGAGUAUCAUGAUUUUCUUAGCAUGCUCGGAAGUCUUGAUUACAUGCAUUGGCCUUGGAAGAAUUGCCCAACUGCAUGGAAAGGGCAAUACACCAGAGUAUCAAACAAUGACCUUAAUGUAUUGAGUAAAUCAAAUUUGUUUCGAGAAAAAUUACAAGGAAAUGCUCCAGAGGUAGAUUUCACUGUGAAUGGUAGUCAAUAUACCAUGGGAUACUACCUCAUGGAUAGUAUAUAUCCUGAGUGGGCUGCAUUUGUCAAAAGUUUCCCACAUCCCCAAGAUCCCAAGCGUUUAUGUUUCAAGCGAAGGCAUGAAAGCGCAAGAAAAGAUGUCGAGCGAGCAUUUGGAGUACUCCAAGCCGGCUUUACGAUAGUAAAAGGACCUGUGAGAUAUGAGCGAUACACAUACUCGAGGAACUUUCAAGACAACGAAUUUGUUCCACAAGUUGUUGGUGAUAUCCAACAAGGGCAUGUUCCAAACUUCCAAGCAUAUCUUGCAACAGAUGCAACAAUCCGAGACAGAAAUAUGCAUCAUCAGUUCAAGGUGGAUUUGGUGGAGCACAUUUGGACACGUUUUGGAAGCGAAGACCCACAUUGA
Beta vulgaris subsp. vulgaris (sugar beet) is the source of this 699-nucleotide messenger RNA. RefSeq lists its product as uncharacterized. Bases 1 to 699 code for a protein of 232 amino acids. Lineage: Eukaryota; Viridiplantae; Streptophyta; Magnoliopsida; Caryophyllales; Amaranthaceae. The record is from RefSeq and is a predicted model, not a curated record. The transcript has 4 exons.